Messenger RNA from Coregonus clupeaformis (lake whitefish), 2021 nucleotides. RefSeq lists its product as uncharacterized. The record is from RefSeq and is a predicted model, not a curated record. The transcript has 5 exons. NCBI's taxonomy places the organism in Eukaryota, Metazoa, Chordata, Actinopteri, Salmoniformes, Salmonidae. The coding region runs from base 157 to 1140 and encodes 327 amino acids.
AGGACAGCUGGAGUGUCUUUCAUACCACAUUUGCAUAGGUUUUGUUUAUGUUGUAAAUUGUGAGUUUAUGGAAAUUCAGCACUGAAUGGAAAAUAGAGGAUUUUGUUACAGUACAGUAUAGCUUCAUUUGCAAACUUGAGCCCUGUGCGAAGAGACAUGAAGUCUCUGUUUGGACUGUUGGUGAUGUUAGCAGGAGUGUCACAUGGAAUGGAGACCCACUGUGAUGCAACACUGGAUGGAGCUCAGUGUUAUGGAGCUCUGGGAGGAACUGUCUCUCUCCAGCUGAUGACCAUUGACAGUAAAGCCCCUGACAUAUUAUUAAAAACCAACUCCACUGGUUUUACUAGAAAUAUACUCCAAAUUAGAAACAAAACUUAUAAAAAAGUAAAAAUCGACAAAUCCAUUGAAACCAGAGCACACUUCUUUUUCAACAACGGAACAUUUAGGAUAGAUAACACAGAAAGAAGUGAUUCUGCUGAAUAUAGACUAGAAACAUUUAAUUCAGAUGGGAAAACAUUAGGGACCAGAGGACUACAGCUGUUUAUUGAAGCCCCAGUGUCCUCUCCUCAGCUGUCCUCUCAGUGUCUGACCCAUGGAGAGAUGAGGGUGACCUGCUCCUCUGAGGGGGAUGGUCCUCAGUAUAGCUGGACUCUGGAUGGACACACACAGAGAGACACUGAGGCCUCUCCUGGUGACGAGACAAACACCAUCACACUGAAGAAAGGCCUGUCUGGAGAUCUCACUUGUACCGUCAAAAACAAAAUCAACAGUGUCACUGUGAGCAAAAUCAUCUCCCCCUGUGAGGACAUCAUAGGGAUCGUAACAGGGUCUCUGACAGGCAUAGUCCUUGUCCUAGUGAUGGUGUUGGCAGUUUACUGUGUCCAGAAGAAAAAUAAACCUCCAAAGACUCCAGUUAAUGUUAACAGUCAGGAUGUGGAAUACGCUGAUGUCAGGACACUGAAGAAUCAGAUGAGACAGCAGGAAAGAAAAGUGGAGUACGGACAUUUGAAAGUGGCGGGGGGUCCCCUGCAGCCAAUGGAGGUGGACUAUGGACAGAUUGAAAUAUUAGAGGGUCUCCGGAAGGUAGACACACCUGAAGAGGAGGACUGUGUGUACGCCAGGGUACGGAAAGGCCAGUGAGAAAGGUACUGUCUAGAUUCAAUAUGAUAGAAGGAGGCUGAUUUGGAGGAAUGUACAAUGCAGUUUCCAUCUGCCUAUGGGCAUAUCAUCCCUAACUGGUAUUGCAUAUCUUACAAAUUUCGUCCCAUUAUGACUACAUUCAGGUUUUCAAAGAUGGUCAUUACUUUAUUUGCAAUAUGUACACCAAGUCUUAAAGAACAACCAAGUGAAAUCAUAAAUCAAAAAUAUACUAAUCUGUUGCUGUCAUGACAUAGAGCAAUACUCUGCAAACUAAGUGCAAGUGGGAAUCUGAACAUGGGGAGAACAUUGAAAAUGAUCUUGGGAGGCAAUACUCCUACCAUUAUCAAUGGAAAAUCACCAGUAGGUACUUUCUAACUCCAGACACAAUGGUGAAGAUAAGAAAAGAAACAACCAGUGAAUACUGGAGAAAAUGUGGGGAAUUGUUCGCAAACUACCUACAUAUUUUUGGAUUUUGUUCUAGAAUAAUUAACUUCUGGAAUUAUGUUUUUGACUUUGCAAACAAUGUAUUUAAAUGCUCCCUGGCAAAGGACCCAAAAAGUAAUCCCUGAACGGUUUCGAAAUGACUAUCUAUUGAAUAUACUAUUGUCUGCAGCAAAUAAAUGUAUUACAGCACAUUGGUUAAAUAAGGACAUUCAUACUAUGGAAGAGUGGAAUUGUAGAGUGAAAGAAAUGUAUUUAAUGGAAAAUAAAAUUGCAAACAGAUAUAUGUGAAAAAAAGAUGGGAACCGCUCCAUGUAAAUAACAUUUUGUAGACAUAAAACCAAUUAGUCUCGAAGCAACCAAACAUAUGAUAAAUGUGAUGACUUAUUUUUCCUUUUAUUUUUUCUAAUUUUAUUUCCUUUCGGUGCUUACAGUGCCUU